UUCAUCUGUAUUGGUGGUGUGAUCCUUCCUUUCUUGGCCAGCAACAUCUCUGUUUGGCGCUCUUUCAAUUCCUCAUUCAUCUCCAGGAAGUACAGGGGAAGUGAGUGCAAAUGUCCCUAGGACACCCAUCCCUAGAGCUUCGAAUGUCUUCCAAUUAGAAACUCUUUGCAUUCAGUUCUUUGGAUGUAAAUCUGUACUGCCGAAUACGCAUGACUUCAACUCGAACGGGGAGCAAAGUACAAAAAUCCUGGAAGAUUGACAUCAGCCGACCCCUGCCACUACAUACAACUUCUUCUAACACUACUCGUACUUCCCGGAGUUAUAGUAGUUACAGUAGUACUUCUAGUGUCGACACGUGCACAUGAUUGUCUGAGAAGGCCUACCCGAUACAUUGCCUCCAAGGAACAGAUCCUAUAACAUGUCGGCCUUCUUGGUUGAGGCCUUGGCCUCUAAGACUGGGACACCAGAGUCUGGACUGCGCCUCAUCUUGGGACAACUGGCAGGCUAUCCAAUUUUCUUGAUCCAUCGCAAUUACUUCAAAAAGAGCUCGGAAUGGACGCAACAUCUGUUUUUCUUGACCACCGGCAUGUUCAUGAGCUGGUGGGCCAUUGGAGAGGAAGCUUUGAUGCACAGUUGCAUUUGCGUGAUCGCCACCUACUUGAUAUUGCGCUCUUUGGGAGGCAACUUCACGGCUGCCAUGAUCUGUUUCAUUCUCAAUUUGUCCUACCUCUUCAUUGGCUACAUUUGUAACGCAUCACGAGAUUAUGACAUCACGUGGACCAUGCCCCAAUGCGUGAUUUGCUUGAGGUUGAUAGGUCUGGCCAUGGAUGUUUAUGAUGGCACGAAGAAAGAGGAAGAGCUCAGUCGCGAUCAAAAAGCUGGUCGUUUGACCGAGGUUCCCUCGCUGGUCGAAUGUUUGAGCCACAGUUUUUUUAUUGGUGGAUAUUUCGUGGGUCCCCAGUUUUCAAUGAGGAAGUUCAAGAACUACAUCGAAGUGAACCGGACCCAAGAUUUACCCUCACCCGUGGCCUUCGGUUUCAAGCGAUUGGCUAUUGGUUGGGUGUACAUGAUAGGCCAUCUCAUUGGUUCUACUUUUGUGCCAGAAGCAUGGGUUCAGACAGAAAAUUUUGGCCAAAUGAAUUUCUUGGCGCGAACUUUCUGGUUUUCAUUGUGGGCCAAGAUCAUCUUGAGCAAAUACAUCGCGGCAUGGCUUUUUGCCGAAGGAUCUUGCAUCAUUUCAGGUAUUGCAUAUAAUGGAGUCGAUGAAGCCACCGGUGAAGUCAAGUGGAAUGGAAUGGCCAACGUCAAACUUCGUGUCUACGAAGGAGCCCAUAAAUUCCAGCAUCUCAUUGAUUCAUUCAACAUCAACACGAACGGAUGGGCGGCAAGUUAUAUCUAUAAGCGCCUCCGAUUCUUGAACAACAAGCUUUAUAGUCAAUUGGGAACAUUGCUCUUCUUAGCUGUUUGGCACGGUUACCAUUCAGGUUAUUUUCUCACCUUUGCCAACGAACUUCUGGUCAUGCAGGUUGAGAAAGAGUUUGUGGCCGUGUGGACCAAGAGCCCAAAGGCUCAAGCUCUCCACGAACACCCUUUGGGCAACAUAUUUUGCAAAGUGGUGGGCUAUCUGUAUGUGGUCACACUGCUCCCUCAUUGUUUUCUCCCGUUUCCUCUUCUGAAGUUUGACAAAUAUUGGGGACCUUUGUGGGAAACACGUUUCAUUAUGUAUAUCAUAUUUGGCAGCUGGUUUCUGGUGCGACAACCUGUCAAAUCCUUCCUUUUGCCGCCCAAGAAGCAGGAUUGAAUGCAAUCCACCUUGAAUUUGUUGUAUUUUAGAGCCAUGCACUCAAUUAAGAAGCCUCUGAAACUUGGGAGCUAAAAUUUAUCCACCUUUCAAUGUUGCAAUGUUUACUCAUCGAAUGUCUGGACUGAGAGACCUCUUGGGAUAUCUUAAGUAACUUUGGUCAUUGGAUUGAGCGAGAUCUAGGGUUUUUCAUGGGAUUCUUGAAACCUCUUUUUGCCUUUGUUUUUAGUGGCCGCAAAAACCAUUAAUAAUGUUGAGUCCACAUGUAAAGGUUGUUUACUCCUUGAUCUACCACGGGUGUGUGGGAGUGAAUGAUGAUCAAUGGCCCUCCCCUCCCCCUAUGUAUGUUUUUGCUUCCACUUUUAAGACAGUGUGGAUGCCCUUUGCUCACCCUUUUGACCCCCAAUGAUACUGAAGGAAAGGUAAUUUUGUCUCACACCUAAGCCAAUGUAAAGAGUCACUUCCUUCCUUUGGACAUUCCUAUCAAAUCAAUCAAUUUACGUAAUUCAAAGCAUUCAAUGAUCAUUUGGUGGUAGCUGAUAGUAUUUUUGUUUUGAGGCCUCCAAACGUAAAGAUCAAUCCCAUGCUCCCUUCUAAACAAUUCUUGUGAGAGGUGAUUCAUGAUUGUGCCCCUUUAUUUUGAACAUAAAGUCAAUUGAGUGAAAUAAAUAAGUUUGUGCCAUUAUUCCCAGGA
This is a messenger RNA of Tigriopus californicus, 2495 nucleotides long. Its product is annotated as lysophospholipid acyltransferase 5-like. Gene Ontology annotation, biological process: phosphatidylcholine biosynthetic process; lipid modification. The record is from RefSeq and is a predicted model, not a curated record. Lineage: Eukaryota; Metazoa; Arthropoda; Copepoda; Harpacticoida; Harpacticidae. Gene Ontology annotation, cellular component: membrane. Bases 419 to 1801 code for a protein of 460 amino acids. The transcript has 9 exons. Gene Ontology annotation, molecular function: 1-acylglycerophosphocholine O-acyltransferase activity; lysophospholipid acyltransferase activity.